AUGAGUACUUCUGGUGAUGACGACCUUGGACUCUGCGAUCUGAUGCCUCGCUCUCCCUCGCCCGAGCCCAUCCCCUUCUCCUUUGCGACCUACACCCUCCCUUCGGGCUUUGCUCUUCCAUCCGGCGAGACAGACAUCUCGAUCCGGCUCGUCGGAACCCACCCACUGUGGGGCCACCAUUUGUGGAACACGGCCCGCGUAACGACAAACUACAUCCUCGCCCAUCCGGAACUUACAAAGGGCAAACGGGUAUUGGAACUCGGGGCUGGGGGUGCCCUUCCCUCUCUUGCCGCAGCCCUUGGAGGAGCGACCUUUGUCGCAGCGACAGACUACAACGAUGCGGCCCUAUUGGAGAAUAUCGCCUUCAACGUGGCUUCCAACCUCGAUCACCAGUUAGGUGACCGGGUUGAGGCAAUUGGACACACAUGGGGCGCGGACGUGGCCCCCCUCCUUGAGGGUGGGAAAUAUGAUCUCGUCAUCCUCUCCGACCUGGCCUUCAACCACUCCCAACACCCGGCCUUGAUGAAGACGUUAGAUGCCACCCUGGCUGACGACGGCAUCGCACUCGUCUUCCUCACCCACCACCGACCCAGGUUUGCUGAGGCGGACAUGGCGUUCUUCCCAAACCUCGCUAAGAAGGGGUACGGGUAUGAACGGGUGGUGGAGGAGUAUACUGGGGCCAUGUUCCAGGACGAUCCGGGAGACGAGAGGGUGCGUGGGACCGUGCAUGGGUUCAGGUGCUGGCGGGAUGAGAGUGCCAAGGUCGAUGAGGAGGAGGAGUAG
Messenger RNA from Cutaneotrichosporon cavernicola, 783 nucleotides. RefSeq lists its product as uncharacterized. The transcript has 3 exons. NCBI's taxonomy places the organism in Eukaryota, Fungi, Basidiomycota, Tremellomycetes, Trichosporonales, Trichosporonaceae. Gene Ontology annotation, molecular function: protein-lysine N-methyltransferase activity. The coding region runs from base 1 to 783 and encodes 260 amino acids. The record is from RefSeq and is a predicted model, not a curated record.